AUGGUGGAAGAACGGCGCACCGUUUGCUGGCGCGACGUUUUGAAGCUGAUGUACACACCAGGUCUACCAGAGGGAAAAAAGCUGAUCCUCCGCCCGCGCCUCUUCGAGAUCGUGGCAGGCCCUGAGCAACUCUCGGCAACACAUCCUGAGGUGAAGAAGGCAGACGUGCUCGAUGCCGUAAGCUGGUCCUCAGACUGCGAGGGCCAGUGCGUCCACUACAAACUGGAUGGAUAUGUCGUUCGUGUCCCCGCGACCCAAGAAGCCUUCCAGAUACAGGUGGAGGCGGUGCAGGAAGCCGUUGAUGGUCUGGUUCCGAGCUGCUCCACUGACCUGGUGAAACACUGCAUUGCACAGCUCCGACCCCUUAGCAUGGGGGCGCUGAAGAGCUGUCUCCAGAAAAUCAUCCGCUUCCAUGCCGUGGCUGUGGACUUCGGCGAGCCUAUCCCAUUGCCUGUGGCUGCUGCCACGGCCAUCGCCCUCCUUUUCGCAAAUCGCGGCGGCUUUUCCCCCGAGUUGCAGCUCUUCACUCGUGGCGCCACAGCCGCCUUCAAACGCCUUGCAGUAAUCUUGCUGGAGGAUGCUUGGGUGAAGGGAGAGGCCACCCCUUCCUGUCUAGCAGCACUUCUGGCCUUGGGCUUGGUGACCCAACGAAUCGCCGACUACGAACCGCCACGAAGCUCCGUGGUGGCGGCGAUGCGUCUGGCUGCCCGCGCCGCAACGUCAAACUGCCUCAUCGCCUGGCGCAAAGACAAGGCUUCGAAACCUCUCGACCAGAUAAACGUGUCACGGCAGCAGGCCAGUCUCUUCCAGCACUCCGCCAAGCUCCUCCGCCUGCUGCGCAGCUUUUCGGGAGACAUGGCAAUGUUUGACCAAGUCGCUGCCGCGAGCAGGGCGGGCAAGCUGCCCUUGCGACAUGCGGCCAGGCGACCAGAGGUCAUGCCGCUCUGCCACCUUGUGGAUCAGCACACCUACCGUGGCAUCGCCCACGUCCUCGGCGCCGGUGCAGAAUCCACUUUCGCAAUGCGGUUCCAGUCGCUCUUCAACAACUGCACUGGCUUCAAUCCACGGCUCGCCGAUCCUGAGGGCUUCGAGUCGAGGCCCGAGGUGCAAAGGGCCCGCUUCGCACAGCAGUGCUGCCUCAAUGCGGCCCAGAAGAAGCCAAAGACUUUGCUUCCGCUCGUCUCUGAUGGCGCCUGGGUCAACAUGGAGCUCGACCCUGGCGUCCUCUCUGCAGCUGUCGGCCCUGUGCCUACGAAGGUCCAAAGCAAGCGCGGGAACCGCGACCUUUUGGUCUUGCUGGGGGUGCGGUGUCCUGAAGAUGAGGUCGUUAUGCAGAAGCCGGCCAGGGCCACACGCGACCUCUUCGGCGAUCUGACAGACCAGGAGCGGGCCACGGCUGUCGCCAACGUUCGUGGCCAGCAGCUGCGUGUACAGUCACUGCUGCUCCCAGGCCUGCGGGAGGCCAAGUUCGAUGGGUCUUGGAAAGUCGAUGGCACCAAGUGGGCCGACCUCGUCAAGCAGGGCAUCCGGAUCAAGGUGCCUCAGGUGGCCGCUCCCUCCUGGUGCGACACGCUGAACGCCCAGAACGCCCAGAACGCAGCUCUUGCCCUACUUCGGAACGAUGCAGCUCUUGAAGAGGCUCUCGGUGUUUCUGGAGCUGGCCUGAUUCCACGUGCAGAGGAGGUGGUGCUUGCUCUCGUGAGCUCGUUGCCGCAUGCGGUGUCGCUGAGGGCAGUUUCCCUUCUGCGCCAACAGUACGUGAGCGUCUCCAUGCCAACGCCUUCACUGCACGGCGGUUUAGCUGACCAGUUGGCGGCCUACGAUGGAGAUUGGCUCGUUUAUCGACUGCUGGUCCUCAUCUCGCGCACUGCCCCGGCAGCGUUGCGACCCGCAAUGCCGCCGAACUUCACUGUGACCAAUCCUGUCAUCCUCCGCGUGGUCGAAGGAUGGAUGAUGGCUGGUGUGGAGCGGGCCAUGUGCAGCCACACUGUUUUGGCUUCCACCUCCCAGAGCCCUGCCCAAUGGGAGCAGCAUCCAUCAUGGACUACCAUGUCUCGAGCUAGCGAGUCUCUUCUGGAGCAUCAACGUGAAGCGGUUGACAGAAUGCACCAGCGAGAUCGGGAAAUGAAGUGUGGAGGACACUUCCUGAUCAUGGACACUGGCCUGGGCAAGACGGUGACAUCAUUGGUCUAUGCCUAUAGGUGGCUCUGCCGCACAGGCGGCAAGGCCGUCAGACGGAUCCUUUGGGUCACCCCAGCUGGCACGGUGGAGAAUCUGGUGAAGCAGCUCUGUCAGACAUGGCAUUGCCCUACGCAUGUUGUGCCGCGGAUCUCAUCCGCCAAGAAGCCCAAAGCCGGGGAAGGAUUCGAGCUGGUUUUGAAGGACUUCAUGGUGAAUGUCAUCCAUGCAGAUCACCUCAGAACUGCUAUCGACAAGGGCUUGGCCGAGCAGGCUACAUCCUCGUUCAUCAUCUUCGAUGAGGUGGAUGAGAUGUAUGCACCCACACUGCGAACUUCGGCAGCCCGCAGGCUUUGCCAACUCUGUCCAAAGUUUGUUGCGCAAACAGCGACCCCGAUGCGCAAGAACGAGUCGCAAUUAUUGGCGUGGUUGGCGGACACCUGCUCAUUCCCGGUUGAUACCAGGAACUGGCUUGUGGCAGCCUCUGGAAUGGUGUCAAUGCAGCUGGAGCUAGGCAUUGCAGCUGUCGAGGAAGAAAUCCUCGUCCCGAUGGUAGACGAGGUUCGCGCUUUGUGCCGCAAGCUGCUCGCCUCGAAAACUACUGUGCGAUGGCUGGAGAUGGCUCGCGUAGUGCAGGAAUACACGGACCAAGCCAUGGCAGAGGCGGCACUAAGAGCAGCAAAGCAGGAUCGCAAGGUCCACGAAGACGGUGGAGUGCUAUUGGUUGCAGAUUCGCUACAGCACGCUGCGAAGCUGAGAGAGCUUUGCAGCCCUCUUCUUCCUACGGGCGAUUUCGCUUCCUUAGAAGCGUCUGACGCUAAGCGCUUUGCCAUCGUUAUCGUGACAAAGGACAAAGAUCGAGGAUACAACUCCGCAAGACGCCUCGGGGUCAUGGUGACCGGCGCCUACGCCGGCAACGCCGCUUCGAGACAUCAGAUGCGUGGUCGACUGCGACGCCUCGGGCAGAAGCGCAAGGAGGUGCGGUUCGUGACCGUCUGCAUGGA
Messenger RNA from Symbiodinium natans, 3182 nucleotides. NCBI's taxonomy places the organism in Eukaryota, Dinophyceae, Suessiales, Symbiodiniaceae. The record is from the annotation of a GenBank genome assembly.